Messenger RNA from Nematolebias whitei (Rio pearlfish), 1421 nucleotides. RefSeq names its product fructose-1,6-bisphosphatase 1a (gene fbp1a). Lineage: Eukaryota; Metazoa; Chordata; Actinopteri; Cyprinodontiformes; Rivulidae. Gene Ontology annotation, biological process: gluconeogenesis; fructose 6-phosphate metabolic process; fructose metabolic process. Gene Ontology annotation, cellular component: cytoplasm; cytosol. Gene Ontology annotation, molecular function: fructose 1,6-bisphosphate 1-phosphatase activity. Bases 60 to 1079 code for a protein of 339 amino acids. The record is from RefSeq and is a predicted model, not a curated record. The transcript has 7 exons.
CUUUUUAAGCUCCGAGUUUUCCUCCGACCUCAGCUCGGAGCUGCAGAUCGCCCGCCGCCAUGUCCGACAGGGGAACCUUCGACACCAACGUGGUCACCGUGACCCGCUUCGUCAUGGAGGAGGGGAGGAGGGCCAAGGGCACGGGGGAGCUGACCACGCUGCUCAACUCUCUGUGCACGGCGGUGAAGGCCAUCUCCAGCGCCGUGCGCAAAGCUGGCCUCGCUCACCUAUAUGGGAUUGCGGGCAACACGAACGUGACAGGAGACCAGGUGAAGAAGCUGGACAUCCUGUCCAACGACCUGGUCAUCAACAUGCUCAAGUCGUCCUUCACCUCCUGCGUUCUGGUGUCCGAGGAGAACGAGAGGGCCAUCAUCGUGGAUCCUGAGAAACGGGGUAAAUACAUCGUGUGCUUCGAUCCUCUGGACGGCUCCUCCAACAUCGACUGCCUCGUCUCCAUCGGAACCAUUUUUGCCAUUUACAGGAAGACAACAGACAGUGAGCCAUGUGAGGAGGACGCCCUGCAGCCCGGCAGGAACCUGGUGGCGGCGGGUUACGCCCUCUACGGCAGCGCCACCAUGAUUGUCCUCUCCACGGGUCAGGGAGUCAACUGCUUCAUGCUGGACCCGGCGCUUGGCGAGUUCAUCCUCGUGGAUCGAGACGUGAAGAUCAAGAAACGUGGAAAGAUCUACAGCCUGAACGAAGGCUAUGCCAAGCACUUCGACCCGGCUGUGACCGAGUAUCUGCAGAAGAAGAAGUUCCCCGAGGACGGCAGCGAGCCGUACGGAGCGCGCUACAUCGGCUCCAUGGUGGCGGACGUCCACCGGACGCUGAUGUACGGAGGAAUCUUCUUGUACCCCGGAAACGUGAAGAGCCCCAAAGGAAAGCUGCGCCUCCUGUAUGAAUGCAACCCGAUGGCCUUCAUCAUGGAGCAGGCGGGCGGCAUGGCCUCCACCGGCCUCCAGAACAUCCUGGACAUCCAGCCGGAGAACCUCCACCAGCGCGCUCCCGUGGCCAUGGGUUCUCCUGAGGACGUGCAGGAGUUCAUCGCCAUCUGCCAGAAACACGCCAAGAAGAAGUGAGGGCGGCCCGGCCCGGCUCGAUGGAGAACCCUUCAUCUCUGGACCACUUUUAAUCUGAAGCUGGAAGUUUGUUUCUGUUCAAAGGGUUCUUCAGUGAAAUGUUUUUAUUUCAACAAACUCUAAAUGUGAAACUUCUGUUUCCUAAAGUCACAUUCCUGAAGAAAAAAAACAAAGGUUUUAUAAAAAGUGCCAAAAAUUAAAAUAUACUUGAAUAAACAUGAAGACGCUCAUCAGCGGUUCCUUAAAGUCUGAUUCAUAAAAAUAUGACCUAACAUAACCUCAUGCUUUUAUUGUGAAAUUACUCUGUGGGCUCAUGACUUCCUAAUAAACAGGAAAUACAAA